This is a messenger RNA of Alternaria atra, 1227 nucleotides long. RefSeq lists its product as uncharacterized. The transcript is spliced from 3 exons. Gene Ontology annotation, biological process: magnesium ion export from mitochondrion. The record is from RefSeq and is a predicted model, not a curated record. Bases 1 to 1227 code for a protein of 408 amino acids. Gene Ontology annotation, molecular function: magnesium ion transmembrane transporter activity. NCBI's taxonomy places the organism in Eukaryota, Fungi, Ascomycota, Dothideomycetes, Pleosporales, Pleosporaceae.
AUGGUACUUGCCCGCGUGGCCAACUUCUUCACAAACGGAGACUCUACCACCGACCUGACCGACGGUAGCCGGAGAAAUGUCGCAAACACAGUACAAGCAGUCGAACUUCGCAUGGAGGAUACCAAGUGGGGAGCAAUGGAGGAGGAGGUAGACGAGGAAGCUGCGCGGCCGCCGUACCUACAUGCAAUGCUGGCAGGAGGAAUAGGAGGGACCACUGGUGACAUGUUGAUGCAUUCGCUGGACACUGUCAAAACACGACAACAAGGCGACCCGCACAUGCCUCCGAAAUACACGUCAAUGGGCAACACAUACUACACCAUAUGGCGGCAAGAAGGCUUCCGGAAAGGCUUAUACGGAGGAGUACAGCCAGCGUUCCUCGGGUCUUUUGCAGGCACAGUGUGCUUCUUUGGAGCUUAUGAAUGGACCAAGCGGACCAUGCUUGAUUAUGGAGUUGCGCCCUCUGUCGCAUACUUCUCAGCCGGCCUUCUGGCCGACCUCGCCGCUGCGCCCGCAUACGUUCCAUCUGAAGUCCUCAAGACCCGCCUGCAAUUACAGGGCCGCUACAAUAACCCUUACUUUAACUCGGGAUAUAAUUACCGUUCCACUAUGGACGCUGCUCGAACAAUAGUAAGGACCGAAGGUUAUAGCGCCCUCUUCCACGGCUACAAGGCGACACUUUGGCGUGACCUGCCUUUCUCGGCAUUACAGUUUGCAUUCUACGAAGAGGAGCGGGGUUGGGCGAAGAAAUACAUUGGCUCAAACAACAUCGGCCUGCCGCUGGAGAUUGCAACGGCAGCGACUGCGGGCGGCAUGGCAGGUGUCAUAACAACACCACUCGACGUAGUCAAGACGCGCAUCCAGACACAACACAACGGCCCAUCUCCUGCAUGUCCCAUUGCGCCGAAAGCCUCACUGUCGCCCGCCGCGGCCUCGAAACACUCAAUCUCAUCGCAAACGACCAAGCCAUCAUCAACCCAAAGUCGACCAAUAUCCACCUCCUCCCCUUCAACAACACUGAAAGCCCACGGCGCCGCGACCCUCGAUACCUCAUCCGUCAUGACCGGCUUGAAGAUAAUAUACAAAACAGAAGGGAUCGCUGGAUGGUUUAGAGGCGUUGGACCGCGUGCGGUCUGGACAAGUGUACAGUCGGGGACCAUGUUGGUACUUUACCAAACGCUGUUGCGGUAUUUCGAGCAACAUCCCUUGUCGGGGUCUGAAGAUGUAUAA